UUUAUUUUUCAUAGUAAUCAGUAAGUUUUUCCUCCAAGAUCGUAAAGUAAUUUUUGAAAAAGUUAAAAUCGGUUUAAUAGCUUAAAAAAUCGCAUAAAUUAGUACAAAUUACGGACAACUCGCGCACAAAAAUCGAAUUACGUGUGUUUAAAGUGUUAUCAGUGUAUUUGGACAAAAUACGUAAAGCGUGUGCAUUCGCAAACCCAAAGAAAAAACGUCAUCUUUGUCGAAUUGAUUCGCUGGCGACCACAACGACAUUCGCAACAAGAGAAAAAAGAAAUUAAAAAAUAAUCAUAUAAAUGACAAGUGGUUGAUUUUGGUUUACUUUUUGCAACUGUUUCCAACGCUAUUAUAAAAAGAAAAUAAAAUUGUAAAAGUGUCAGCAGUAAUACUAUAAAAAACAGCCUAAAUAAGACGCAGACAAACAAGGUUAGUGCGAAUUGGAAAGUUGUAUAUCUGUGCGAACCUCUACAUUGAAUAAUAAUGUUAAAAUAGUAUGAACAGCGUUGUGAGCAGCACAGCGCCAAGUACAACGAGCUUCAUUGACCCGAAUGGCACAGCAGCAGCCGCCAUCGCAGUUGCCGCAUCGACGAUGACCGAAUCGACCACGCUGAAACCGAGUAUCGUUGUACAAGCCAAACCAAUGCCGUCACCAAUUGAUCCGCUCAGUCACGUUGGUGAUGGAAUCUUCCUGCAAACAAAAACCGCCCAAGGACUUGCGACCGUCUUCGUGUGGGUGGCACUAUUUAUCACAUGCCAACAGAUUUAUCAACAUCUGCGUUGGUACACAAAUCCACAGGAGCAGCGCUGGAUAGUGCGCAUCCUGUUUAUUGUGCCCAUGUAUGCGACAUACUCUUGGAUCAGUUUGUUUUUCUUCAAUUCGGAUAAUGUGUAUGUGUACUUCUUUACCGUGCGCGAUUGCUACGAAGCUUUUGUCAUCUACAGUUUCCUGUCGCUGUGCUAUGAGUACCUUGGUGGCGAGGGCAAUAUCAUGUCCGAGAUACGCGGCAAACCCAUCAAGAGCUCGUGUCUGUAUGGCACCUGCUGUCUGAAGGGCAAGACGUAUACAAUCGGUUUCCUGCGCUUUUGCAAGCAAGCCACAUUGCAAUUCUGCUUGGUGAAGCCGCUGGUGGCAUUCAUUAUUAUAUUCCUGCAAGCCUUUGGCCACUACCAUGAUGGUGAUUGGAGUGCAAACGGUGGCUACAUUUACAUUACAGUUAUCUAUAAUAUAUCCGUGUCUCUUGCCCUCUACGGUCUAUAUUUAUUCUACUUCGCUACGCGUGAUUUACUCACACCGUUCGAGCCUGUCUUGAAAUUUUGUACAAUCAAAUCGGUUAUCUUCUUAUCGUUUUGGCAAGGUGUUAUGUUGGCCAUUUUGGAAAAGGCCAAGGUCAUCUCGCCAAUUGUGGACAGCGUCGGCACUGUCACUUCAGCUGGUACUGUUUCGGCGGGCUAUCAAAACUUCUUCAUUUGCAUUGAAAUGUUGUUUGCUGCGAUUGCCUUGCGCUAUGCAUUCCCCUAUCAGGUUUAUGCGCGCAGCUGUAUUGCCGAUGGUCAAGGUCGCUCUGUUACCAUGCAAUCAAUUUCAAGCAGUCUUAAAGAAACUAUGAAUCCCAAGGAUAUUAUGACAGAUGCUAUACACAAUUUCCAUCCACAAUACCAACAGUACACGCAAUACAGUUCCGGUGGUAAAAAUUCACGUGGUAUACGCGUCUCCUCCUACGAUCCGGACGAACCGAAUGCCACACAUCACGGCAAUAGCAACAACACAGGCGGCAAUAGCGGCACAAUGAGCAGUUUGGGCAACACCAGCCAAGGCACACCAGGUGGCAGCAUCGCCGGCUGCAUCGCAUCGAAAACCUUGGGCAAUCAACGGAAAUUCAUGCCCGGCGGCCAACGGGUCGCCACCAUCAGCCAGAACUAUAACGAGAAGACGAUGCUGCUGAGCAGCGAUGAUGAGUACCAGUAAACGAGGCCGGAUCGUGGUGUCGUCGAGAAGUGAGUAAUGGAAGCGAGCCGCCCUAACAGCACUUUUUAAAUACAAUAAGAACUCACUGAUUACACCGAAGCAACAGGUGGAAGAACCGUUUAGGCUUUGGACGUGUGUUGGCGUUUUGAUUGUAAUCUUCUUAAUUUGCUGUUUAUUUUGAGUUUUUGAUGUGAAAUUGUUGCCAGAAAUUAGCUACGAUUGCCGUAAUAGUGGCUGUAGGUGAAUUUUAUAGAAAAGUAGAAGAAUAUUGUUUUUGUUUUUGCAAAUAUAGGGCUUUGUAAAAAUUAAUUUUUAAUUUUUAUUGCGCAAUUAAUUUUUGUAUUUCUAUCAAAAGUGUGUAGUACCAGUACAAAUAAUUACGAUUAUGCAUAGAGGAAAACGUUUUAAAUGCCAGACAGAGCAGCUAAGGUGCUAUUUAUAAAUUUCAUAACAUUUUUACUAGAAAAUAUGCAAUUUUAUGCCACAUUUUCCAUUUGUUGAACCAUAAGUGAGGUUAUGUUAUUAUCUUUUAUUUAUAACUGUUUUAGUUACGUUAUUUAUUACAAAUUGCUAAUGCAGAACUGAACUGCCGUUGUUUACUUUGUGCUUUUAGCAAAUCUCAGUCGCACAGAUACUUAUGUAAUUAUUGUAUGUAUGUAUGUAUACAUAAGCUAGCAAAAUAUGUAAUCCUUUGAGGUGAACUUGGCGCGCUUCUCUACAGCAAAACCAACAAAUGUCCAAAAUUGUUUCUAUUAUUGUAACAUUAUUAACAACAAAUAUUAUGUAAUAUUAUUAAUGUACGUCGUAUGUAUGUACAAUCGUAAAGCACGCAUCCGUCGUUCGGUGGUCGUGUGUGAGUGUGUAUUUUAAAAUAAAAUUAUAUUGCAAAUGAAAAUAAAUACAAAUCCACAAUAAUGCUUUGCAUUAGAAUUUUAAGCGAAUUACGGAUUGUAAUAUUCAAAAAAGUAGUGGCAGGGGCAGAGUACACUGUGGGUACUUGUAGAGAGUGACAAGUUGUAUUUGAGUAGAAGAGGAGAGCGGAAACGGUUAGAUAUAAGAACUUUUCAAAAAUCUAGAUAAAGCACUGAAAUGUAAGAAAGUAGUAUAUUAACUGAACUGAAGAGUGAUGAGAAAAGAGGAAAUCAAAAUAAAAAAAUGUGAACUCAUAUUUAACAAAAUAAUAUUUAUUUAAAUAAUGUAUGUAGUUGUUUUUUAACUUAUAAAGAUUUUUAAACAAAUUUAUUUCAUUUAUUUUUGAAAAGUGAGAAAAUUAAAAUUAAAUAUUAUUUAUUUAUUUAAACAAAUUAAUUUAUUUAUAACAGUUUGACUUAAUAUUUAAAUGUUUUUAUUUUUAUUUCUUUAUCACUUUUUAAUUUCAAACUUUAUUUUUAGUAAUUUUUUUAAGUUUUUUGAUAAUUUUUGUUUUAUACCUUAAUAAAUUUUUAUUUCUUAAAUUUAGUAUUUAAUCUGUUAAAAAAAGCGUAUAAGCGUUUUCAUUAUUUUUCAAAUCUAGUUUAGUUUUGCAUACGUGUAAAAAUGCAAAUAUACACAGUUACCACUAUAAAUUUAAAACUAAUUUUACUUUUUAUUACAAGUAUAAUAUGAGUAUCUAAGCCGCCAGCUGGUUGCUCCGUUCCCCAACUAUUUUUAUAUGAGAAAUUAAUAUUACAAAUUAAAUGAAAUAUUGUACAGUUCUGAAAAAAAUUACAUCCAGUCCUCUUACGCGCUUCUCGUUCAGUUAAUUACAGCGCAGAGAAUUUAAUUAUGUUAAAUUAUUAAAAUGAAUCAAUUACUUUUUUCCUGUAAAGAAAAUUUGUAUAAAAAUGUAUUAAAAUAAAAUAAAAUAAAAAUAUUAAAAAUAAAAACCUGAAAUAAAUUAAUAACACUAUAUGUAUGUAAGUUUAUCAAAAAAGGUAUCCAUACAUACAUAUGUACGAACAUUGUGUGAAAUUGUAGACCAUUUAUUCGCUUAAAAGCAGACGGGUGAAAAUAAAAUCAUUUUCGAAAGAUUUCUAAGAUA
This is a messenger RNA of Bactrocera neohumeralis, 3989 nucleotides long. It is a transcript of the gene Tmep, whose product is annotated as transmembrane protein 184B. The record is from RefSeq and is a predicted model, not a curated record. NCBI's taxonomy places the organism in Eukaryota, Metazoa, Arthropoda, Insecta, Diptera, Tephritidae. The transcript is spliced from 9 exons. Gene Ontology annotation, molecular function: transporter activity. The coding region runs from base 497 to 1969 and encodes 490 amino acids. Gene Ontology annotation, biological process: transport.